AUGAUGAGCUACGGAUCUGACAUCUACAAUGCAUCUUCCUACCGGAAGAUUUUCGGGGACUCUCCCCGCUACUCUUCCCCGUCUAGGAUGAUGAGCCACGGCGGUAGCGGCAGCGGCUCGUCCCGCCACGGCUACCGCUCCCACUCCCUGUCCCGCACCAGCGCGUCCUCCUCCCUCACCUCCUACAAGCGCAACAUGAACAUGCGCUCCGGCGGCGGCAACUACUCUCUGAUGCCCAUCGAGAACUUCGACCUGUCCCAAAGUUCCGUGCUCAACAAUGAGUUCAAGAUCAUCCGCACCAACGAGAAGGAGCAGAUGCAGGGUCUCAACGACCGCUUCGCCACCUUCAUCGACAAAGUGCGCAACCUGGAGCAGCAGAACAAAGUCCUGGAGACCGAGCUGGUGACGCUCCGCCAGCGCACGACCGAGCCCUCCCGUCUGGCGGACCUCUACCAGCAAGAGAUCCGCGAGCUGCGCUCCCAGAUCGAGGAGUUGAACGGCGAGAAGUCUCAGAUCAUGAUCGAGCGCGACGGCAUCGAGGACGACCUGCAGAAGCUCCGCGGCAAAUACGACGACGAGGUGCGCGCCCGCGAGGAAGCCGAGCACACGCUGAAGGUGUUCAAGAAAGACGUGGACGACGCCACCAUGGUGCGCCUGGACCUGGAGAAGAAGGUCGAGUCCCUGCUGGACGAGAUCAACUUCCUGAGGAAAGUCCACGAGGAGGAGGUGGCCGAGCUGAUGAACAUGAUCCAGGCGGCGCAGGUGUCCGUGGAGAUGGAGGUGGCCAAGCCGGACCUCACCUCCGCGCUGAAGGAGAUCCGCGAGCAGUACGACUGCGUGGCCGCCAAGAAUCUGCAGUCGGCCGAGGAGUGGUACAAGUCCAAGUUCAGCGACCUGAGCGAGCAGGCCAACCGCAGCAACGAGGCCAUUCGCGCCAGCCGCGAGGAGAUCAACGAGUUCCGCCGCCAGCUGCAGUCCAAGACCAUUGAGAUCGAGAGCCUGAGGGGAACCAACGAGUCCCUGGAAAGGCAGAUCCGCGAGAUGGAGGACAGGCACAACUCUGAGUGCAUGGGCUACCAGGACUCCAUUGCUCAGCUGGAGAACGAGCUGAGGACCACAAAGAGCGAGAUGGCUCGUCACCUGAGGGAAUAUCAGGACUUGCUGAAUGUCAAGAUGGCCCUGGAUAUUGAAAUUGCUGCAUACAGGAAACUCCUGGAGGGCGAGGAGACCCGCAUCAGCACCGGCGUCAACUUCUCCAUGCCUUCCUCCAUGUCCAUGGGCGGCGGCGGCGGCAGCGGCCAGGGCUACAGCUACCAGACCCGCAUGUACACCACCACCACCAGCGGCGGCAGCGGCAGCUCUAGCUCCAACAAGAAGGACAAGAAUGACAAGGAUGACGAGCAGAACAACCAGAAUAACCAGAGCCAGAAGUCCAGUAGCAGCAGCAAGAGGGAGAUGUACGAGGAGACCAUGAUGACCACCAAGAAGAUGGAGAAGCAAGACGAUACCACCAGCCAGAAGAACUAAACGAAACACCACAACCAACAAAAAAACAAUUAGCAAUUUACAAAAAUGAUGACGACAAAACCACACCCGACACCUUCUCUUUUCUUCUUCUUCUGAAACUCGCUCCCUCCCUCCCUCCGUCCUACCACUUCCUCCUCCUUUCCUUUUUGUCCUUUAUUCCAC
This is a messenger RNA of Engraulis encrasicolus (European anchovy), 1689 nucleotides long. It is a transcript of the gene inab, whose product is annotated as internexin neuronal intermediate filament protein, alpha b. Gene Ontology annotation, cellular component: cytoplasm; postsynaptic intermediate filament cytoskeleton; intermediate filament. Gene Ontology annotation, biological process: intermediate filament organization. Bases 1 to 1527 code for a protein of 508 amino acids. Gene Ontology annotation, molecular function: structural constituent of postsynaptic intermediate filament cytoskeleton. The transcript is spliced from 3 exons. The record is from RefSeq and is a predicted model, not a curated record. NCBI's taxonomy places the organism in Eukaryota, Metazoa, Chordata, Actinopteri, Clupeiformes, Engraulidae.